Messenger RNA from Symbiodinium necroappetens, 660 nucleotides. NCBI's taxonomy places the organism in Eukaryota, Dinophyceae, Suessiales, Symbiodiniaceae. The record is from the annotation of a GenBank genome assembly.
AUGGAGUGUGAGGUCUGUGUGGUAGGCUUGGGUGUGUCCUCGCUGCCUCUGCUGAAGCUGCUGCAGCAGUCGAAUACCGACUUCCGCGUCGUCAGCAGCACUGCUUUCGGUAUUUGGGAGAAGCUGACAGCGGCGGGCGAGAACUUUGACUUGGUCACCACCAUCGAGUCCACGAACUACAGCUGGUGGGACUAUGACUACGACUUUCCAUUCUACACGGCUCGUGGGUAUCACGACAAGCUUCUGGCUGAGCUGACACCUGAUCUGAUGGACCGAUGGGUUCGUAAGGAUGUGACUCAAGUGGACGAGACAGGAGGCCGUUAUCGCGUCUGGAGUGGCGACGAGCUUAUUCUUACGUGCUCGAAGCUGGUCCACGCCAUCGGGUUUGCACCGGACAAGAACAUCUUCUCGAACUUGUCCUGCAUCGCCAAUGCUGGCCGGCAGGGUGGCAAACACUUCUUGAUCUUCGGUUUCAGCGACACCACCAACCUCUACAUCUCCCGGCUGAUCCAUGCCGGGCACCGGGUUACUUUGGCCUGCAGGCACUUUCAUGUGGUGGAUAAGAUCGGAAGUACUCAUGGCAACGUUGGCGGCCCCUUUGACCAGUACGAGCCGAUGCAGCACUGGACAGGCAGCGGUACACUGCCCCGAGGCUGCUAA